CUAUGGAGACGAGUAAUUGCUGACCCUGACAAAGUGGUCCGUACAGAACUCCGUCUUCUCAGACAAAAUAUUGGGCGUGGAGUGCCUUCUUCUAUGCGCGGAAAUCUCUGGCAACUCUUUUCUAAAUCACAAAACAACAACGGAGAUCUAGAGAACGAAUACAGAGAAUUGCUGAACCGCACCAGCCCUCACGAGAAAAUGAUUAAGCGUGAUCUUGCCCGAACUUUCCCUACGCAUGCCUUUUUUAAGGAUAGAGACGGAGAAGGCCAACAAAUGCUAUUUAAUGUCAUCAAAGCCUAUAGCCUGUUUGAUCAGCAAGUUGGUUACUGCCAAGGACUGGCAUUUAUAAUAUUAAUAUUAAACCUUUUGCAGAUGUCGGAUGAUGCUGCAUUCUGUGUACUAGUGAAAUUAAUGGGCCAAUAUGGACUCCGUGGCCAUUUCACACCACAAAUGGAGAGUUUACAUGAACACAUGUAUCAAUUUGACAAUUUAUUACAGCAAAAGUAUCCUGAAGUUCACCGCCACAUGGAACUUCAAGGGGUCAAUCCGAGUAUGUAUGCGUCUCAAUGGCUUCUCACUUUGUUUGCCUACCGAUGUCCCCUUACAUUGGUCAUCACUGUAAUGGAUUUGGUUAUUGCUGAGGGCACUCAGGUUGUGUUACAGUUUGCACUUGCUUUGAUCGAUCGCAACCAAGGCACCAUCCUCUCUCUUUCUUUUGAACCCCUAGUCGAGUUUCUUGUCAAUGGGAUAUUCAAUGUUUAUGGAGUAAGUAAAAUAACAUUUCUUUGUUUUCUUUUUUUUUGA
Phycomyces blakesleeanus NRRL 1555(-) is the source of this 804-nucleotide messenger RNA. RefSeq lists its product as hypothetical. The transcript has 2 exons. The annotation marks the transcript as partial. Lineage: Eukaryota; Fungi; Mucoromycota; Mucoromycetes; Mucorales; Phycomycetaceae. The record is from RefSeq and is a predicted model, not a curated record.